AUGGAGAAACUCCCCGUAGAGAUCCUCUGCGAGAUUAUUGACUAUCUCACCCCACACGAGCGGGUACAACUUCAGUCCGUCUCGAGGCGGCUAUUCUCCGUGGCCCGGGAUAACAAUCUCUGGAGACUCCACUGCUUCGAAGAGUCAUGGAGCGCUUCCGGAGCCUUGCGUUCCGCUACCAACAAGACCUCCGAGAGCCUGCUUACCAACUCCACGGCUUCCCUCAGCUCAUUAGGCCAAACUUCGCUUCGAUCGCUGAUACAGCCAGGCGCGUCCGGGCUCGGAGACAGUAAAUCAAGCGGCUUGGAUCAAACGCCGUCCUAUGGGCAAAGAUCCAGAGCGGCGGCGUCGUGGGACCCGUCUUACGAAGGGGAGGAGGUGAACUGGUACUCGGAGUACAUUGCUCGAAAUGGCCCGAUUUCACUGAGUUGGAUGCAGCAGCCCUUUACCAGGGAAUCACAGGGUGGGAAAAGGGAAUACCGAGAGGUCAAAGGAAUGGGACUGCUCCGGGACUGGAGUACUGCUCGACAGAACAAAGUCGUUGCGCCCCUGGAUGACGGUAGUGUCUGCAUUUGGGAUCUCAACCACUCGCAUUCGAUUGGAUCCCAGAGCACCAAGGGUAAGGUUCUUGGAGUCAGCUCGCCGGGGAUAUUGAUGGCCAACCGGUUUGGCAGACGAGACAACUCUGGAGCAAAGCAAGCCUUGGAAUUCGUGAAUCUCGGAGAAUGUGUGAGCGUAGACUCUAUGCGUCGGAGGGCUUACCUGGCUGUCGGGAAUAUUCUAAACGAGGUAGAUCUCGAAAGUCUCACUGUUAUUUCCCAACAACGCUUCCCUUGGUCCGUUUUUGCCUUGUCCCAGGAGACGGAUUAUUCUGUACCGUUGACGGUGGCUACCACUUUGAGUCUUCACAUCUACGAUGGCAGAAUGUCAGCGACGGAGGAGCAGGAGGCUAUCACUCUACGCUGUGAAGAGCCGACCGUCUCGCUAGUCCCCAAAUCUGAGAUCUAUUCUCCGCCCGAUUCACCCCUUUUGCAGCUACAACCGAACGGACAACCCCCGCACCGGAUACGAAGCCCUGAUCUCUCAAAGAACAGUGACAACUAUGCACCCUUAUUCCAACCAGGACCUCUCUCGCUUCUACACCCUCCCGCACCGCACGUGAACUCGAUCUUCCUCGCUGGCCGUUUUCCAAGCAUCUUACAGUAUGACCGUCGCUUUUUCCCACGGCUUCAGAACACAAUUCAUUCUGGUGGUCAACUCUGCGGUCUUGCUGCAGUUCCGGCGCCGCGAUUCCCUGUCUCUCCCAACUCUGAAUUUCCCGCAUCCCACAAAUUGGUGGCCUGCGGUGACUACAAAGGGCGGGGUUCUCUUGAGCUCUACAAUCUCACGCCCUCCAACACCAACGCCAAGAGCGAUCCCUCGGGCUGCUCGUCCAACCUGUCUACAGUGUACCAAAAUCGGCAGAGUGUCGCUAGAUCCAAGGUGCUCUCAGUCGAAUCACACGGGACCCGAAUUGUCUACUCCGAUGCAGACGGCAAUAUCAAAUGGGUUGAGCGUGAUGGACGUUCCGAAGUUCGGCGCCUGAACAUUAAUUCAUAUCAACCGCAGCGAAGAUACUACCCACAGCGCAAUGGGGAAACGUCCACUCAUUUGGGAAGCAACACUGAUACCAACGGUGAAGAGGAAGAACAGUCAUUCGGAUUAUGGGGUAGCCUAUCGCGGUCUCGCAGCGAGGGUGAAGUUGCUCGAAAGAUUCUCCCAACCGGCGGCAGCUUGACAGGUGAUGAACUACUUGUCUGGACAGGAGAACACAUCGGACGCGUCCAUUUCUCGAACCUCCCGGACAUGGGUCCAGAUUCGGACGAAGAAGAUGAUGCUAUAACUCUGGAUGGAAAUAUCGGGGAAGCGGAGCGUGAAGAGCGACGGAACAAACGGCGGGAGCUACGUCGGCGGGAAGAUGAAUAUGCCACGAUGAUGCGCAGGGCACUGGAGAGGCAGGCCGACGAAGUGAGACGGAUGGGGGGCCUGGGGCUGUGA
This is a messenger RNA of Aspergillus luchuensis, 2037 nucleotides long. RefSeq lists its product as uncharacterized. Gene Ontology annotation, biological process: protein polyubiquitination. The record is from RefSeq and is a predicted model, not a curated record. Gene Ontology annotation, molecular function: protein binding. The transcript has 2 exons. The coding region runs from base 1 to 2037 and encodes 678 amino acids. NCBI's taxonomy places the organism in Eukaryota, Fungi, Ascomycota, Eurotiomycetes, Eurotiales, Aspergillaceae.